This is a messenger RNA of Girardinichthys multiradiatus, 2442 nucleotides long. It is a transcript of the gene grk1a, whose product is annotated as G protein-coupled receptor kinase 1 a. The record is from RefSeq and is a predicted model, not a curated record. Lineage: Eukaryota; Metazoa; Chordata; Actinopteri; Cyprinodontiformes; Goodeidae. Gene Ontology annotation, biological process: regulation of opsin-mediated signaling pathway; visual perception; signal transduction. The transcript has 7 exons. Gene Ontology annotation, molecular function: ATP binding; rhodopsin kinase activity. The coding region runs from base 193 to 1884 and encodes 563 amino acids. Gene Ontology annotation, cellular component: cytoplasm.
UUCAGUGAUCACCUCAAUGAGGGGAGUCACUCUGCGAAGGACUGCAGGGAGCGGAUGACAGGCGUCUGAUAAACUUUGCUUCUGAAUCCCUAAAGGAAGAAAAACACCUUUUAUCAAUUUCUUCUUUCUGUCUCUGGCUUAUUUUACAGUCUUUCACCUCGACUUCUUUGAACAUAAUUUCUCUGUAUCACUAUGGAUAUUGGUGGCCUGACAACAGUGGUGGCCAACUCUGCCUACAUCUCUGCCCGUGGGAGCUUCGAUGGCACUGCCAACCCGGCUGUCAAUCGGGACAAGAAGUACCGGUCCCGCCUGAAGCUGCCUCACAUCACAGUUUGUGAAGGUCUGCGUGAAACUUUAGAUCUGGGCUUCCUCACGGUCUGUGUGGAGCAACCCAUUGGCAAACGCCUUUUUCAGGAGUUCUUGGAGUCCAACAAUGAGUACAAGGGCCCCUGCCGUCUGUGGAAGGAUAUUGAGGAAUACAACAUGGCUGAAGAUGAGGACAGAGCACAUAAAGCCAGCAAGAUCCUGUCUCGGUACAUGGAGCCUGAUGCCAAGUAUUACUGCCCCUUUCUGCCGGAAAAUGGCAUCACAAAGGUCAAAGAGAAACACCAAGAGGCCGGAGAUGAUCUUUUCAAUGAGACUAUGGACAACGUGAUGGAUUUUCUGAAAGAAGUGCCCUACACUUUCUUCCUGGAGAGUAUGUAUCUGAAGAGGUUCCUGCAGUGGAAGUGGCUGGAGAUGCAGCCCAUAGGAGAGGACUGGUUUUUGGAUUUCCGUGUUUUGGGUAAAGGUGGUUUUGGGGAAGUGUCCGCCUGUCAGAUGAAAGGCACAGGAAAACUGUAUGCCUGCAAGAAGCUCAACAAGAAGAGGCUAAAGAAGAGAAAAGGUUAUGAGGGGGCGAUGGUGGAGAAAAGGAUCCUGGCUCGAGUUCACAGCAGAUUUAUUGUCUCUUUGGCUUAUGCCUUCCAGACAAAAAUCGAGUUAUGUCUGGUCAUGACCAUCAUGAACGGAGGAGAUCUGAGGUAUCACAUCUACAAUGUGGAUGAGAACAACCCAGGCUUUGAUGAGCCAAGGGCCUGUUACUAUGCUGCACAGAUUAUCCAGGGCAUGGAGCACCUCCACCAGAAGAGGAUCAUCUACAGAGACCUGAAGCCAGAGAAUGUGCUGCUGGACAAUGAGGGUAACGUACGAAUCUCUGAUCUUGGUCUGGCUGUGGAGUUGGUUGAUGAUCAGUUCAAAAUCAAGGGCUAUGCUGGGACUCCGGGUUUCAUGGCUCCCGAGCUUCUUAAAGGAGAAGAGUAUGACUACUCUGUGGAUUAUUUCACUCUGGGGGUCACACUCUAUGAGUUCCUGACUGCUAAGGGCCCUUUCAGGACUCGUGGAGAAAAGGUGGAGAACAAGGUGUUGAAGAAACGGGUACUGAAUGAUCCUGUAACCUAUCCAGAAAAUUUCAGCGAGAGCGCCCGGACCCUCUGUGAGGGUCUGCUGUGCAAGGAGGUCGACAAGAGGCUCGGUUUCAAGGAUGGCUCGUGUGACGAGCUGAGAGCUCACCCCUUCUUCCAGGAAAUUAACUGGAGGAAACUGAAUGCAGGAAUCCUGACUCCCCCUUUCGUGCCAGAUUCCAAGACGGUGUACGCCAAGGACCUGGACAAUGUCGGCGCCUUCUCCACGGUGAAAGGCGUGGCUCUGGAAGACGCAGACAAGGAAUUUUUUGAUGAGUUUGCCACAGGGAACAUCCCCAUCCCCUGGCAGGAGGAGAUGAUAGAGACCGGGAUCUACGGAGAGCUCAACAUGUGGGGCCCCGGUGGCACCCUGCCCAAUGACCUGCGGCGAGAAUCCAUCCUAGAGCAGCCGCCCAAGUCCUCUACCUGCACGGUGUCCUGAAAGUUCAAGAUGACGACGAAGAAAACCCCUCCUCUUUAUAAAUGGUUUUGCAUAAACAUAUGCGUAUGUACUGAACACUUUUCAUCCAGGAAGUCAGUGAGGUAACAUUUAUGUCAUUAAUGGUUCUUUUUAUUUAAGCAGUGCACAUGUAAAGAUGAUUAUAGGAUUUUUGAACUGUUAUUACUCUUUCGGCAUUUAAUCUUUCAUCAUGCUGCUUUAAAAACCUUUUUUUGAACCAAAAAUGUUUUUCUUCUUUAGUAAAAACUCUUUUCUUGCAAUAUAUUCUUAAUGGUUUCUAACACUGUCACAACUGUUUGAGUUAUGUUGAAUAAAAAGCAAGAACAACAGCGCAUUUUAUUUUCAUGCCAUUACAUUUGUGUCUGCUGAGCUUGCAGCUGUUUCUCUUAUGAACUUGUACAUAUUUCUCUUAGUUUUUAUCAUUCUGUCUUAUUCUGCUUCUCCAAUGUAUCAUAAUAGUUUCUUAUACGUUUAAAGAAUCAUGUUUACUGCUGUAUAGAUGUUUCUAAAUUCAAAUAAAUACAUAAUUUUGCAUUUAAA